AUGGAUCACGUGAAGCACACAGGCGCAUGCCAUUGUGGGGCUGUCCGAUUCGAAGUCUGGAAUUCCCCAGAACUUAUCGUUUUCGAUUGCGAGUAUGCCGGUUCUUUACCAUUCCAAUAAUACCUGACAGCGUAUCGUUAAUUUUAAAAAAUGGAGAGCAUCUGAUCUUUUCACAUUGAACAGAAUGGUUUAACAAACACUGGACAUCAAGGCAUCCUUUUUAAUAGUGAUGGAAUAGAGAAACAGGUCUGACUGAGAAUGAGAAAAAACGGCCCUAAUCACAAAUGGGGAACUGUCAUGACUCAUGUCUCAAUGUUAUAAUGCAAUAACUGGACAUAACAUAAUUACUGCAAUUCAUGAAAGAAAUGUAGUAUGACAAAAUGACUCACCCAUGUUUCUUUACCUAGCUGUAGAAUUUGCACCAAGAAGCAGAACUAUCAUUAUAUUGUGCCAAAGAAUCAGUUUACCCUUUUAAAGGUUGGAUAACGUUCAUAUGUAUAGAGGUGUCACUCAAAAUGUAUUCAUAUAUGGUUCAGGUUCAUUGGUAGUGAAUCCUGCAAUUAACGUUUAAAAACGGAUUUUGAUUAUCUUGUUUUACAGGGUAUGGAUAAUCUGACCACAUAUACAUUCAAUACACACGCUGCCAUGCACACCUUCUUUAGGACCUGUGGAGUCCAAAGUUUCUACACCCCACGCUCCAAUCCUGAUGGAGAUGGUAAGGACGACCAGUAACAAACACAGUAACAGUCAUGUUUACCUUUUUAUGUAAACCUGAAACACGCCCUGUAUUGUUGUUUGUGGUAAAACAGGGAGGAUAGCAACAUGUUGGUGUGUCUCACAUGCAUGAAACUGAACCGACGGGUUUGGGUGUGUGUUUGUUCCCACCCCAGACAUAGCUCCACACUGUUCGGACCCAGGUACAGUACGCAGUGUGACAGUAGAGAAGUUCUGUAGGCAGAAGUAG
Coregonus sp. 'balchen' is the source of this 964-nucleotide messenger RNA. The record is from the annotation of a GenBank genome assembly. NCBI's taxonomy places the organism in Eukaryota, Metazoa, Chordata, Actinopteri, Salmoniformes, Salmonidae.